AUUAGCCCGUAACCAUAGCCCCGGACCAUAUGGUCACGGUCGCCAAGCCUUUGAUUCUCAGUCUCUUUCGGUUGGUUGUUAGACCGGCCACAGGAUGAACAUCGUUGCGAUGCGUAGGACCGGGUCAACGACGUCCCGCGUUCAACGCCGACAUGAACGAUCGAAUGUCACUUUAGGAGAUCAUGACCAGGUCUGAUCGACCAGGAUGCUGAAAGUUGAGAUCAAUUCAAGAGGGUCAAUCAUAUCCAUGAAACAAAUUCCGCAAACAUGGCUCCGAAUCCCCUCACUUAUCCGUCUUCCUCGAAACCCUUUACCAAGGAUGUCUUCCUCGAUCCACCGAGAGAAUACCGAGGUGCACCUUUUUGGGCAUGGAAUCACAAGCAGGAGGAGAAGGCGACCGUCGCUCAGGUGGAACACUUUGAUGAGAUGGGCAUGGGAGGAUUCCACAUGCACACCCGUGUGGGGCUGGAUAUACCUUAUAUGGGCGACGAGUACAUGAAGAUCGUCAAGUCGUGCGUGAACAAGGCCAAGGAGAAGGGGAUGUAUGCGUUCUUGUAUGACGAGGAUAGGUGGCCGAGUGGCUUCGCGGGAGGAAAGGUUCUGGAAGGUCAUCCCGAACUUCGAGGCUUGCACAUCCUGUUCACACCCUGGCCAUACGGAAGCGAGCUCCCUUAUCCACCAGUGAGGGUUGAGGUUGCAAACGCCUACCCUGUUCGUAGCGAACGGGGCUUCCUCCUAGCCAAAUACGACAUUGAGCUCUCGGACGGUCAGCUCGUCUCCGCCAAACGCCUAAACGACACCGAAGAAGCUAAACAUACCGUUUGGUAUGCGUACUGCGAGCCGAACCCAGACUCGGGGUAUAUGGGCGAUCAGACCCUUCCGGACCUGCUCAGCGUGGACAUGGCGAAACGGUUCAUCGAAACCACUCACGAGGUCUACAAACAACACGUAGGGGAUGAGUUCGGCAAGACCAUCCCCUCAAUGUUUACGGACGAGCCGCAAUAUUGCCCUAUAUUUGGAUUGAACAAGGCGGACGGAAAACAAGAGGUGUUCUUACCCUGGACGCCGAAGAUGGAGGAGGAAUUCAGAGGAGCUUAUGGAAGGAAUAUCACAGACAAGUUGCCGGAGAUUGUAUGGGAUACCAAGGAUCAGGAGGUGAACGUCGUGCGGUACCAGUUCAUCAACCUCUUGAGCGAGAUGUUUUCGAACAAUUAUCUCGGCACGAUCUCCCGUUGGUGCGAGGAGAAUGGCAUCGCCUGCACUGGGCAUCUGAAUGCGGAACCCACACUGGCGUCUCAAACCAUGCAGAUGGGAGAGGCCAUGAGAGCCUACCGAUCCAUGCAAUUCCCAGGAAUCGACAUGUUAUGCGACAGGACCGAGUACAACACGGCGAAACAGGCACAAAGCGUCUCUCGCCAAUAUGGUCGCGGCGGUGUGAUGUGCGAGAUGUACGGAGUCACGGGUUGGGCCUUUACCUUCGAAGGACACAAGGGCCAAGGCGAUUGGCAAGCAGCCCUUGGAGUCACCCUGAGAGUGCAUCAUCUUGCGUGGAGCAGUAUGGAGGGCGAGGCCAAGCGCGAUUAUCCGGCUUGCAUCGGGUGUCAGUCUCCCUGGUACAAGGAGUACAAGGCUAUAGAGACACACUUUGCGCGUGUCAACGCGGCGUUGACAAGAGGUCGUCCGGUGACGAGGAUCGCAGUCAUACACCCCAUCGAGUCGUUCUGGCUAUGUGCAGGACCCAAGGACAAGAACUUUGAAGAGAUGGAAUACCGUGAUCAGGCGUUUGCCAACUUGACCGAAUGGCUUCUCAGAUCCCACAUCGAUUUCGAUUUCAUCUCUGAAUCGCUCUUUCCAGACCAAACUUCGGUUGAGGAUAUAGGAGCGGAGCUGCCCGUAGGUCAGUGUUCGUACGAGGCGGUCGUUGUUCCCAAUAUGCGGACGAUCCGCUCGACAACAUUGGUGCGACUGCAAAAGUUUGCGGCGAAAGGCGGAAAGGUCAUCUUCGCCGGAAGUGUCCCCACGCUUGUCGAUUUGAAGCCUGUCGACCCGCCUCUUUCGGUAUCUGGAUCAGUCACCAUCCCUUGGUCAAAAGCUCAAAUUUUGGCGCAGUUACAACCUCUUCGCGAUAUCGAGAUGGUCAUCCGAGAAUCUACGCUCUACCGGACGCAGGGCUACCGAGCGGAUAGUCUUUUCUAUCAGAUGAGGCGUGAUGGAGCGGAGCAAUUCCUCUUCAUCGCCAACUCUGAUCGCAAGCAAGCUUGUCCGGUAGAUGGUAUCAUCAGAGGAGAAUGGACGAUUGAGGUGCUCGAUACGUUGUCCGGGGAUACCUGGAAGCUCGCUGCACAGCAAGGUGGAGGCGAGACGCGGUUCAGCUAUUACUUUGACGGAUGCGAAAGCGUCCUCUUUCAUCUAACGCCCGGGAAAUCUUCCGAUCAGGCUCGAACUCAGACCGUCUUGCGGAAGGAUUAUAAACAGGUUGCAGAUCUGGUACUGGAGAAUAUUACGUUUUCGGAGCCGAAUGUCCUGCUUUUAGACUACUGUUCACACCGGUGGAAAGACGAGGCUUGGCAACCGAUCGAAGAGGUCUUGCGGAUCGACCAGGCGCUCCGAGCUCGGCUAGGGUUCUUUAUCAAAGGUGCCAAGUUUAGGCAACCUUGGACCAUCCCCCUUGACAAGAGAGCUCCUGCUGGGGUUCUCAUGCUCAAGUUUGCUUUCGAGAGCGACGUCGACGUCUCUAAUAUCAAAUUGGCAAUCGAAAAUCCAAGCGACGUACGGAUUCAGCUGGACGACCGAGCGGUCUCGUCUGAUUCGGACGGAUGGUGGGUGGACGAAGCGAUCCGGACCAUUCCGCUGCCGGACAUUUCUCGCGGGCAGCACAUUAUCACACUGGAAUAUCAGUACGGUGCGCUGACCAACCUCGAGCGGAUCUACCUUUUGGGCGACUUUGGAGUUUCCUUGCAUGGCCGCACGGCUCGCAUCGUGCCCGUUGACAAGCGCCGCAUCGAAUGGGGCGAUCUUUCAAGGCAGGGUCAUCCUUUCUACACGGGGAACGUGCACUAUCACUGCUCCGUGGACAUCGAUGACGAAGAAUCGACCGCCUUAAGAGUAGCCCGUUUUACUGGAACUACCGUUUCCAUCGAUGUGGAUGGCAAGCGUGCCGGUCUUCUGAUCCACGAACCGUUUGCGCUCGAGCUCAACAAGUUGUCGCCAGGAAAGCACAAGGUGGAUGUUACCAUGUAUGGGAAUCGUCACAAUGCCUUUGGGGAACUCCAUCUCGUACCCGGCAAGACGAACUGGAUCGGCGCAGAUAUGUGGCGCACAGAAUUCGACUGGUGGACAGAAGAGUAUGCGCUCGAUUCUUUCGGGAUCCUCAAUGCGCCCCGAAUGUUGAAACCCGGAAAGGAAGUUUCCAGACUGCCUCAGAGACGGGGCUGAAGAUAUGGCGAUGACCCUUGCAUGACCUAUCUGUAAUCGCUGUAACGAAUGUUAGGAAUGCAGUAUGACGAACAAAUGAAACGAAAUGCGACCGAGA
This is a messenger RNA of Filobasidium floriforme, 3532 nucleotides long. RefSeq lists its product as uncharacterized. The transcript has 7 exons. Bases 268 to 3435 code for a protein of 1055 amino acids. The record is from RefSeq and is a predicted model, not a curated record. NCBI's taxonomy places the organism in Eukaryota, Fungi, Basidiomycota, Tremellomycetes, Filobasidiales, Filobasidiaceae.